Messenger RNA from Rhinolophus ferrumequinum (greater horseshoe bat), 1843 nucleotides. RefSeq names its product cytochrome P450 2J2-like. Gene Ontology annotation, molecular function: heme binding; iron ion binding; oxidoreductase activity, acting on paired donors, with incorporation or reduction of molecular oxygen, reduced flavin or flavoprotein as one donor, and incorporation of one atom of oxygen. Gene Ontology annotation, cellular component: intracellular membrane-bounded organelle; cytoplasm. The transcript is spliced from 9 exons. Lineage: Eukaryota; Metazoa; Chordata; Mammalia; Chiroptera; Rhinolophidae. Gene Ontology annotation, biological process: xenobiotic metabolic process. The coding region runs from base 1 to 1509 and encodes 502 amino acids. The record is from RefSeq and is a predicted model, not a curated record.
AUGCUCGCAGCGAUGGGCUGCCUCGUGGCUGCCUUCUGGUCACUCCUCAAUCCCCGCACUCUCCUGCUGGGUGCUGUCGUCUUUCUGUUCCUUGCCAAUUACUUCAAAAGGCAGCGUCCCAACAACUACCCGCCUGGACCCCCGAUUCUGCCUAUCAUUGGAAACUUCUUCCAUAUGGGCUUUAAGGAGCCACACCUGUCGCUUCAACAGCAUGUGAAGAAAUAUGGCAACAUUUUAAGCAUGGAAGUUGGUCACUUCUCUACAGUUACUAUAACUGGAUUACCCUUAAUCAAAGAAGCGCUUGUCCACCAGGAUCAAAAGUUUGUAAAUCGUGCCGUAACCCUUGUCCGAGACCAUAUCUUUAAGAACAAUGGAUUGAUUAUGUCCAAUGGCCAGGUAUGGAAGGAGCAGAGAAGGUUCACCCUGACAACACUAAGGAACUUUGGCUUAGGAAAGAGGAGCUUAGAGGAACGCAUACAGGAGGAGACCCAACACCUCAACCAGACAAUAGAAGAGGAGAACGGACAGCCUUUUAACCCUCAUUUCCAGAUCAACAGUGCAGUUUCCAAUAUUAUUUGCUCCAUCACCUUUGGGGAGCGCUUCGAGUACCAGGAUGAUCAAUUCCAAGAAAUGCUGAGGUUGCUGGAUGAGGUCAUAGCUCUGGAGAUGUCAAUCUUUUGCCAUCUGCAUAAUAUGUUUCCAUGGAUAAUGAAAUUCAUUCCUGGACCCCACAAAACAGUCUUAGUCAAAUGGGAGAAACUGCAAUUGUUUAUUGCCCGUGUGAUUGAAAACCACAGGAGAGAUUGGAAUCCUGACAAACCAAGGGACUUUAUUGAUGCAUACCUCAAUGAAAUAGAAAAGCAUGCGGACAAUCCUACAUCAAGCUUCAAUGACGAAAACCUCAUCGUCAGUACCCUGGACCUGUUCUUUGCUGGAACGGAGACAACUUCGACGACACUGCGCUGGGGUCUGCUUUUCAUGGCUCUCUACCCGGAAAUCCAAGAAAAAGUACAAGCUGAGAUCGACACAGUGAUCGGCCGGUCGCAGCCGCCGAGCAUGGCCGCUCGAGAGUCCAUGCCCUACACCAAUGCCGUUAUCCACGAGGUGCAGAGAAUGGGAAAUAUCAUCCCCCUGAAUGUGCCCAGGGAAGUGACAGUCGAUACCACCCUGGCUGGAUACCACCUGCCCAAGGGGACCAUAAUCCUGACCAAUCUGACUGCACUGCACAGGGACCCCACAGAGUGGGCCACCCCUGACACAUUCAAUCCGGAGCAUUUCCUGGAGAAUGGACAGUUUAAGAAAAGGGAAGCCUUUCUGCCUUUCUCAAUAGGAAAGCGGGCAUGCCUUGGAGAACAGCUGGCCAAGACUGAGCUGUUUAUUUUCUUCACUUCCCUUUUGCAAAAAUUUACCUUUAAGCCCCCCCAUAAUGAGAAGCUGACCCUGAAAUCCAGAAUAGGCAUCACCAUCUCCCCAGCCAGCCACUGCAUCUGUGCUGUUCCUCGGGCAUGAAGUGUUGAGGAAGGAGAGCAGAAAGGAAAGCAAGAAGAGUCGGAAUGUUCUUUCCUUUGAAGGCACGGCGCCUGCUCAGAAGUGAGGGAACAGAAUUGAUGUAGCUCUGAGGAAAGAUUGUCGGCAUUGGACUCAGAGAAACUGGAUCCAAAUCCACUUUGUGAUCUCCUACAGUGUAGCCUUGAGCAAAUCUUGUAUCUUGUGAUUUACCUUUUCAUCCAGGAGAUGAAAAGUAGAUAAUGAGUCCUUCUGGAAAGGAAGAAUUGCUGUGAGAAUCACAGAAAAUAAUGGGCUUUACGUGAUUUGGAAACCAUAAAGCUCAUCAUAAAAUUUA